AUUCAACGUAAAACGCGGCGUUUCGGAGAUCCCUUGGAGUCGAAAAUAUAAAAAAAACCAGCCCAUGUAAAACCUCAAAGCAGUCUCUCUUACGCUUUACUUGAACUCCAUUCUCGCGAAGCUCGAAAUCAGCUAAGGUACUCUUCACGAGGCCUAUCUCCCUCUCUUUCUCUCUCAUCAGAUUCUUUACCACCAACAAUGGCCUCGCAAUCCCCGCCCACAACCGCGUUCUUUACACGCGCCACCCAAUCCACCUUCACGCGCCGCCCAUGGCGCGAGUUCGUCUCUCUCUCAUCCUUCGCCCGCCCCAUCUCCUGCGGCGACGCCACCGCCCGCAUGAAGCGGAACCUCACUUACUUCCGCGUGAACUACGCCAUGAUUAUCCUGCUAAUCCUCUUCCUCAGCCUCCUAUGGCACCCAAUCUCCAUGAUCGUCUUCUUGGUCGUCUUCGUCGCCUGGUUCUUCCUCUACUUCUUCCGCGAUGAUCCCUUGGUCAUUCUCAACCGUCCAAUCGACGACCGCCUUGUGUUGGUGGUCCUCGCCGUAAUUACGAUCGUAGCACUGGUUCUGACCGACGUUUGGCUGAACGUGUUGGUUUCCGUUUUGAUUGGGGCUUUUAUCGUGGGACUACACGCUGCGUUUAGGGGAACGGAGGAUUUGUAUUCGGGUGAACCGGACGGUGGCGAGGGUGGGCUGUUCUCGGUUGUGGGCAGCCCCACGCGAGCUGGGUACUCCCGCGUUUAAAUCCAAAUGCCGUCCGAGUUAUUAUUAAUUUGACGGUGAAUCGAUUCUUUGCUUACACUAGUAGUAACAUACAUAUAUUUAUAUUUUUUUGUUGUUUUUAAUUUUAAUUUUCUUCAAAGCGUUUGUAAAUUUUGUAAUGUGAAUUAGUUGAUCAAAUACUAUAGGGUAUGAAAGGAAUAGUUUCCAAGUGUUAAUCCAAAUUCUAGUUAGUUUGAUUGAUA
Messenger RNA from Theobroma umbraticum, 965 nucleotides. Its product is annotated as PRA1 family protein E-like. Lineage: Eukaryota; Viridiplantae; Streptophyta; Magnoliopsida; Malvales; Malvaceae. Gene Ontology annotation, biological process: vesicle-mediated transport. The record is from RefSeq and is a predicted model, not a curated record. Gene Ontology annotation, cellular component: endoplasmic reticulum; Golgi apparatus.